UCACCGGUGCCCCCUCCCCCCCAGGUGCAGACCCACCUGGAGAACCCCACCCGGUACCACCUGCGGGCGGCGCAGCGGCAGCAGCUGCGGCAGUACCUGAGCCACGCCCAGCGCCGGGGGGGCGGGGCCAGCCCCUGCCCCUCCCCCUCCCCCUCACAGUCAGGGAGAUUUGGGGAGAAAAUUUGGGAUUUUGGGGCUGGGGGGGCUCGGAGGGAGCCCCCCCUGAGCCCCCCCUCGGGGCUGCUGCACCACGAGAAGGAGAUCGAUGACGUCAUCGAUGAGAUCAUCAGCCUGGAGUCGAGCUACGAGGACCUGCUGGGCCUGGAGGGGCCCCUCCCCCUCCCCAGCACGCUGCCGGCCCCGGGGCCGCUCCUGGAGGUUUUCAGCCCCGCCCAGGGCGGGAGCAGCUCCUGCCCCGCCGAGCUGCCCCGGGUCAAGGCCGAGCUCUCAGGUCCGGGGGUCCCGCGGGUCGAGCGGCGCCGGCGCUUCAACAUCAACGACCGGAUCAAGGAAUUGGGGACCCUGAUCCCCAAAAACAGCGACCCGGAGAUGCGCUGGAACAAGGGCACCAUCCUGAAGGCGUCGGUGGAUUACAUCCGCAAGCUGCAGAAGGAGACGCAGCGAGCGCGGGAGCUGGAGCUGCAGCAGCAGCGCCUGGAGCAGCAGCACCGCAGCCUGACGCUGCGCGUGCAGGUCUGGGAAUGUGGGAAUUGCCUGCUGGAGCUCCCCCCGGGGCUGGCGCUGCCCCUGGCGCUGGGGGGACCCGAGGGGACCCUCGAGGACAUCCUGAUGGACGAUGGCGGGGGGCUGUCCCCGCUCGGCCCCCCCGGCGCCCUCCUGGCCUCGCCGGGCCCCUCGCGGGCCUCCAGCCCCCGCAGCAGCCUCAGCAUGGAGGACGAGCCCUGA
Molecule: messenger RNA, 906 nt
Organism: Onychostruthus taczanowskii (white-rumped snowfinch)
Lineage: Eukaryota; Metazoa; Chordata; Aves; Passeriformes; Passeridae
Product: transcription factor E3-like
Exons: 7
Biological process (GO): regulation of transcription by RNA polymerase II
Cellular component (GO): nucleus
Molecular function (GO): protein dimerization activity; DNA-binding transcription factor activity, RNA polymerase II-specific; RNA polymerase II cis-regulatory region sequence-specific DNA binding
Source: RefSeq, a predicted model, not a curated record